This is a messenger RNA of Capsella rubella, 2012 nucleotides long. RefSeq names its product beta-(1,2)-xylosyltransferase. The transcript has 3 exons. The record is from RefSeq and is a predicted model, not a curated record. NCBI's taxonomy places the organism in Eukaryota, Viridiplantae, Streptophyta, Magnoliopsida, Brassicales, Brassicaceae. Gene Ontology annotation, molecular function: glycosyltransferase activity. Bases 239 to 1861 code for a protein of 540 amino acids.
AAUCUCCAGAGACUCUCAAACUUCCGAUUCAUCAUCAUCUUCUCGUUUUUCCCCCAACAAUUUGCCGGCGAAACAGCCGAUGAAGUCUCGCCUGAAUCUGUACCUUUCACCGGCGAUUGAUUUUGAUUUUACUUCAGAAUUUAGUCAUAAGAAAUCGAUGGAAGUCUAAAAUUAGAAAGAGGUUUUCAAAUUCUCGCUCUCUCUUCAAAACCGCAAAUCAAGGAAACGAGAGAGAGAGAUGAGUAAACGGAAUCCGAAUAUUCUGAAGAUUUUCUUGUAUAUGUUACUUCUCAACUCUCUCUUUCUCAUCAUUUACUUCGUUUUUCACUCAUCGUCGUCGUCGUCUUCUUCAGCGGAUCAGCCAAAUCCUCAGUUUCCUUUGGUGCGAUUUCACGUUUCAGUGAGUAAUCAAUCGGCGAUUCAGAAACCGUGGCCGAUCUUACCUUCUUACCUCCCAUGGACGCCGCCGCAGAGGAAUCUGCCUACUCGCUCUUGCGAAGGCUAUUUUGGGAAUGGGUUCACGAAGAGAGUUGACUUCCUUAAGCCGAGGAUAGGAGGAGGAGGGGCAGGAGAAGGAAGCUGGUUUCGAUGUUUUUAUAGUGAGACGUUACGGAGUUCGAUUUGCGAAGGGAGGAAUCUGAGAAUGGUUCCGGAUCGGAUUGUUAUGUCGAGAGGAGGUGAGAAGUUAGAGGAAGUUAUGGGGAGGAGAGAGGAUGCGGAGCUUCCUGAGUUUCGAGAAGGUGCGUUUGAGGUGGCGGAAGAGGUUUCUUCACGGUUAGGUUUUAAGAGACACCGUCGUAUUGGUGAAGGUGGAGGUGGUGAUGUGAUUUCUCGGCGGCUGGUCAAUGAUGAGUUGCUGAAUGAGUAUGUUCAAGAAGGUGGUAUCGGUAGACAUACGAUGAGGGGUUUGGUUGCUUCUAUUCGUGCUGUUGACACCAAAGAUUUCGUUUGUGAAGAGUGGGUGGAGGAACCAACCUUGCUUGUUACUCGAUUCGAGUACGCAAAUCUCUUCCAUACCGUGACAGAUUGGUAUAGUGCCUAUGUUUCUUCUAGAGUCACCGGUUUGCCUAAUCGACCCCACGUUGUUUUUGUUGAUGGACACUGCACGACGCAGCUAGAAGAAACAUGGACAGCUUUAUUUUCCGGAAUAAGGUACGCAAAGAAUUUCACCAAACCGGUUUGUUUCCGCCAUGCGAUUCUUUCACCGCUGGGAUACGAAACACCGCUUUUCAAGGGCUUGAAUGGAGAAAUAGACUGCAAAGGGGAAUCAGCUCACAAUCUGUGGCAAAACCCUGACGAUAAAAGGACUGCGAGGAUAUCAGAGUUUGGCGAAAUGAUCAGAGCAGCUUUCGGGUUUCCUGUCAACAGACACCGCUCAUUAGAAAGACCGACAUCAUCAUCAUCAUCCUCUGUUCAUAAUGUUCUCUUUGUCCGCCGUGAAGAUUACUUAGCCCAUCCUCGUCAUGGCGGGAAAGUCCAGUCUCGGCUCACAAACGAGGAAGAAGUGUUCGACUCCUUGCACCACUGGGUCACAUCUGGCUCCACCGGUCUGACCAAAUGCGGGAUUAACCUUGUGAAUGGCUUGUUUGCACACAUGUCAAUGAAAGAUCAAGUCAAAGCCAUCCAAGACGCGUCAGUGAUUAUAGGAGCUCACGGAGCAGGUCUCACUCACAUUGUAUCUGCAACACCAAACACAACUAUAUUUGAGAUUAUAAGCGUCGAGUUUCAGAGACCUCAUUUCGAGCUUAUAGCGAAAUGGAAAGGUUUGGAGUAUCACGCGAUGCAUCUGGCGAACUCGCGAGCAGAUCCAACUGCUGUGAUUGAGAAGCUAAAGGAGAUCAUGAAGAGCCUUGGCUGCUAAAAAACAAGAAUUCGGUGAGUUUGGAAUAUUUUGACACUUUUCUUUGUAUCAUUUUUUUAGAUGGGUUAAUGAUGUCAAGUUGUUGUAAAUUAGCUUUGCUCUUUGUACUAGACAGGCCUUUUCUAAUGGUUUAUUAUUUUUAAAAUUCUUC